GCACGGCAUCCUGGGUUAAUUAAACCAUCUUUGCGCAUCCGAACCCAAAUAUCCCAUAAGAGGAUUCAUCAACCCUGUUUGAUUAAUUUUGUAUUCAGUGAAGAUAAAAAUAAGCUUUAAGCUUCGAAAUUUCAAGGUGGGCAAUAAAGCUGAAAUGGAAGGAAACGCACCCCUAAACCCUGAAGCAGAGCCACGCUCUCCUCAGUCCGAGUUACUCUGUAAAACCCUAACUCCGAGUUUCUGCUCCACAAGGCACCAGCUAUGGCGCUUAGCUCACUUCGUCUCCGUCGAACCCUAACCACCUUAUCUACUCUCCAUCGCUCUCUCACCGCAGCUUCUUCAUCAGUCUCGGCUCCGCCUGUUCUUCAUCUCCACAAUUUCAUACAAUCACCGGUUGCUUCACCAGUUCAGUCUCUUGUCCAGCUCCUUCAAUCUCGUACAUUCAGGUCGUGUGCGAUAUCGCUAUUGUCCACCCGGUCGGCGUACAAUAGCAGUAACAACCAGAGCGGCGAGAUUGGGCCCGAUACGAUACUUUUCGAAGGUUGCGAUUAUAACCACUGGCUAAUCGUCAUGGAUUUCCCUAAGGAUCAAAAGAUUCCUCCUGAAGAGAUGGUUCGCACGUACGAAGAGACUUGUGCUAAGGGCUUGAACAUCAGGUUGGUGUAUUUUAGAGUGGCUUUGGGUUUGAAAGGUUAGUGGUUUGCCUUUGUGAUUUUUGCCCUGAUUAUAGAUUGUUAUUGUCAUUUCCAUGAAGAGGCAAAAAAGAAAAUAUAUGCUUGUAGCACAAUGACUUAUGUAGGAUUUCAAGCAGUGAUGACAAGAAGAGUCAAAAAAGUUUCAUGGUAAAACGUUGGUGGCAUUUUUAAUGUUUUUACUACGAAUAAGAAUAAUAUGCGGUAAUGAUGCACAAUUGUUUUACUUUUUG
Ziziphus jujuba (common jujube) is the source of this 925-nucleotide messenger RNA. RefSeq names its product multiple organellar RNA editing factor 1, mitochondrial-like. Gene Ontology annotation, biological process: cytidine to uridine editing; mitochondrial mRNA modification. The coding region runs from base 262 to 696 and encodes 144 amino acids. Lineage: Eukaryota; Viridiplantae; Streptophyta; Magnoliopsida; Rosales; Rhamnaceae. The record is from RefSeq and is a predicted model, not a curated record. The transcript is spliced from 2 exons. Gene Ontology annotation, cellular component: mitochondrion.